UUUUUUUAUAGUUUCAAGUAUUAUUUAUACUGUGAUUUUAUUGAUCCUUUGUGUAUUUGGGUGAACUUUUGGUAAGUGUUUAGAAAUUUGUAUGAUUUGUAUUUUGCUCAUCUCGUGGAUAUGUUGGACUUUAGAAUGCAUAAGAUUUACUCUCAUGUGGCAUUGAACUUGUCUUUCAUUUUGGUGGGUAUCCUCCUUUGUGCGGGCUGGGCUUAAAUGGAGAAAAAGGCAAAUGAAGAAAAAAUACAAAUAUAUAUGUUUAGUCCAAGACUAAUACUUAUCAGCAUGAAUAUCAAAUAUAUAGACAAGGAAUUGAUUUUUUCAUAAGAUAUCAAUUGUUUAGUAUUGUCUUUUCGGGAGAUGCUCAUUCGCAAGGAAAAGUUUGUCUUAAAGCCUUGAUGACGACACUGAAGCUCACAAUAAAUGAGGCGAAGCGUCCAACAUGUUUCGAGGCUCGCUUUAGGGCUUAAGCGUGCUUUAAACGCGCCUUUGACAAUUUUGAUUUUAACACUGUAAUCCUAUUUAAAUUACAGUGUAGACCUUGCAUAUAUAGCAUAAUUCAUGUAUGUCUUUUUUUGGUUAAAUAUUUAUUUUGGAAAACAGCCGAUACUAGUAAUCAUUCUACAAUCAUGUAAAUCUAGUAAUCCUUUUUUGAGACUGGUAAAGAAUUGUGUAUAUUAAUCAAAGAAAUCUGGUACUAAGUUGGUACUAGAGAAUUACAAUGAUCGGAACGUUUCUGCUAGAGAAACAGAAGGAAAUGGUUCCAUCGGUACAAGAUUCUAGUCCUGCGUUGUCAAUGACAGGCAUAUGUCCCAUUUCAGAUCUUUGAAAUAUUAACAUCACUUUGUGAUAAGUAUCAAAUGUUCCCCCUUCAAGAAGCAGAGGAAGAAGAUAGUCCUAAAUUCAGUUGGGGUGCCAAGAAGGGAAAGGGUGCCCUUCACAAGGACAUCCAAUUUUACAAGUCAUUCACUUAUGAUGGGGUUGAAUUCAACUUAUAUGAUUGUGUUUACAUGUGUCGUCGUGGUGAAGAGGAGCCAGACAUUGGAAAGAUCGUUAAGGUGUGGGAAACGAAAACACGGAAAAGGAUAGUCAAGGUGGUAUGGUUUUUCCGUCCAACCGAGAUAACUCAUUGGUUGGAUAAUAUCAAGGUGCUUGGCAAUGAGUUAUUCUUGGCUUCAGGAGAAGGCGUAGGGCUUUCAAAUUGUAAUCCGGUGGAAGCCAUCACUGGUAAAUGCAAUGUUGUCUGCAUAUCAACUGAUAGGAGGAACCCUCAGCCAAAAGACGAAGAUUUGGAAACAGCUGAGUUUUUCUUUUAUCGCACCUUUGAUGUCAGAACUCGCGAGAUAUCUGAGGAAUUUCCAAAUUCAAUAGUGCAAAUUGAAGUGGAGCACUUCUUUAAUAAGGUGACAGAUCAGAAGCAGCCUCUUCAUUAUGGAGGAAAAGGAAGUCUUGAAAAGCCACAUUCAUUUGGAGGAGCAACAAUUAAAACAACGCUGAAAGAUGGCCAGCCAGGAAGAAACAUUCAGUCGAUGCUGCCACCUGUGACUCUGGUCAAACAAACUAAAUCCUCCACAAAAGAUGUUGCUAUGGCAAGAACAGACCAGUGCACUACCAUUUCACAGUGUCAGGUGACGGAAGUGGUAGAAAAAGAACUGAAUAAAGUCACAAUUCGUUUAGGUGGACAAGGCAGACAGGGCAAUAUUUCUGAGACGGAUAAAACUGUUGCCAGAACUGAAGUAAAACAUUCAUAUUGUAUCUCGUUUACUAAUGCUUUGAAGAAGAGAAAGCUUCAAGACUUAUUAGAUACUACACCAUUUGGCCAACAUAAGGUCACCAAAUCCACGAGUCAGGUCAUUGAAGUAACGACAAGGGUGAAAGAGGGUGCUAGCACAUGGUUUAAGGAACAGCCAUGGAAUGAAAGACUCCAAGUAGCUCAAGAGCGAGGCACACUUGUGUUACUUGAGAAUCUUGAUCCUUCAUAUGCAUCAACAGAAGUGACGGAUAUUGUCUGGCAUGCCUUAAGGCAAACGGUUUGUGCAAAAAUGGUGCAACAUAACACCUUCUCUAAUCCCCUAAAUGCAGGAAAAGCAUUUGUUAUCUUCAAAUCAAGUGAUGCCGCAGAGAACGCCAUUUUUGAGUUGAAAAGGAGGUGCCUUGUGUUAGGUGAUGGAAGGCCAGUGGUUGCUCGGAGGGGAACUAUACAGGAACCAGUGAAAAGUAGAGACUUUCCUGGCCAUCUGUCCAUUGGAAAAAUCAAAUUUCAAAAGCUAGGAGAAGAAAUGAGAAAAGCAGUAUCAACAUCUCACUACUCCCAGAGCAACACAAUCGAACAUGAGAUGGCGGUUGAAUGGCGUGUUCUACAGGAAAAGUCAAGCAUGUGGUGGAAAGCUUUACAUCAGGAACAAGCAGCAGAAAUUGAACAGCUUAGAAGCAAGUUGAAAAACCCUAUUAAGAACUCUGUAUAGGAUCUUACGACUCCUUUUGUUGGCUUUCUUGUGUCCAAGAGGCAUACAGAGGUGUGGACCCUUUCUGGAUGUGGGGUUACACCUUGAGUACAGAGAUUUUGUUUUUGUCUGAUGAUAGAAUGCAACUUUUUGUGCAGCACAACCAAUGCUUCUUGUGUAGUUCACUGUAUUGGUGUGACUUCCAGAACUGUAGGCUGAUAGCUAUAAGGUCGUCAUUAAAUCCAUUACUUAAAAUUUUACGAACUUUCUUUUGGUGCACCAGAAGUGUCCCUGUUUUGCAAACUUAAAAGGGAUAAUUAUGUUCAUUGUGAUAUUACAGGGACAAAGUUAAACCAA
Molecule: messenger RNA, 2801 nt
Organism: Solanum dulcamara
Lineage: Eukaryota; Viridiplantae; Streptophyta; Magnoliopsida; Solanales; Solanaceae
Product: protein ANTI-SILENCING 1-like
Exons: 15
Coding region: 861-2465 (534 amino acids)
Molecular function (GO): RNA binding; chromatin binding
Source: RefSeq, a predicted model, not a curated record